UUACCGCCUCCUGGUCUUGUAAUUUGCGAGGACAGGAUAUUCUUUUCGGUGUCAAUUUCAAAACUUCUAUUUUAGUUCCAUAGAGUCCGUUACAGCAAACAGGGUUUUUAAUGACCCUAACGUCGGGAGUGCGUGUGUGAAAUUGUAAAUGUUUGUUUGUGAUUCCCAUUUGGAUCGAAAUGGCCAAAAAGAUAUCCUUCAAUGUGGUUUUUGCCUCAGAUGAGGAUAACAGUUUUCCGGCUAGCGAGCUGAACAAUCAUGGCCCAACCGUACAUGGAUGGAGGAGCUCGGCUAGCAGCUCAUUGAAUACACAUGACAUCAUCUUACGUUUCCAUCAGCCCGCAAAGAUCUACAGGAUACAAUUGUUAGCCCAUCAAUAUCUAAUACCCGAAAAGGUAGAACUAUGGCUACACUAUUCACCCAAGUCGAUGCCCAGCACUCCAUCUUCACAGUAUUUUGAUUUUCUUGGUUUUGUGGCUCUGGCCGAUAAUUCCAACACCAAUUACAAAUCUCGUGAACUACAAAGCGUCACGGUGACGCCAAGACGAGGCACCCAUUUGAAGUUACGUCUAAUUGGAGCUCAAUGCAAUGAGUUAAAUCAAACGGGACAGAUUUCUCUUUUGGCUGUCAAUAUUCUAGGCGAAGAUUUAGAUGUUGGAAAUGGAAAUGGUGAGGAUCAGCAGCAACAGCAGCAGCUUUGUAGUAGCAGCAGUAGCGAUACAGCACCCUUGGACACAGCAACCGGAGAAUUGGCCUUGGCUUCCAUUUGUGAUGACUUGCUUUUCUCCAUGUAUGUGGAAGAAUCAAUUGUUCAUUACAUAAGAGAAUUGGAGAUGCGUAAAACCCAAGCGGUCAAUGCGGAACGAUUUGAAUAUGCCCGCAAACUGAAACUUUGUAUGACCGCACUUCGUACAGCCGGCGAACGUUUGGGUCGAUAUUCUUUGGCCAAGAGACAGGCGGUGCAACAGGAGGAUUUUACCACAGCCAAAUUAAGAAAAGAGCAAAUGGAAAUGUAUCGUUCGACCGUACUAAAGCAAUUACAAGUCCAGCAGCUGUUAGAAACUCAAGGUAUCGAAACAUGUAAUGAUCAAAGUUGCGAAAUUUAUGCUGGAGGCAAACCAAGCCUGCCGCCAGCACCAAGUCUCCAAGAUGUGGCGCAUGCCUUGGCCGAUGCGGCUCUCAGUCCGAAGAGUCAGAGUCACCAAGAUGACAAAUCGUCUACAGAUGGCUCAUUGGGGCAAACUAGUAAUGAGAGUGUGAUAACAACAACAACAACAACGGCGGCCACUCCAUUAGUGCCAACUGCUACCUUUUCCACACAUGUGGCCAAUGCUGGAGGCUGGCGAAAAUCUCACGAUGAAUUGCCACAAUCACCACGUUUGCCCUCACGUCACAGUUCACCCAUGUCGAGUCGUCAGGGUUCGCUAAGGCGACGCAAUAAAAGUGUUCCACGUAACUCGUAUGAGGAUUACGAAGAACGAGCCAUACCCACAUUGAGGCAUUCAAAUACUAAUGAAUUUUUAAGGGAGUGCCAGGGAAAUGCCCUACUCGAAGCGGAUCCAAAUCGGGGACGUUCGCGUCUCAAUGAUCGUGAACGUCGCCAAGCCGCCUUACCCAUUCUUGUGUUUGGAAAUGAACUGGUGGAACAGUUCUAUUCACGUCAAUUUCAGGAUCGUGAGGAUGGUCUAAUGCGUUUGAGAAAUUUCCUUAAAGAGCAGGAAUUGAUGGAGUCAGCGGAAACGAACAGCAAUGAACAUGCAGCCAGUCCCAAUAAGGUGGCACGUUCAGCUGCUCUGCUCCUGCAUCGUGCUGUGCGAGAUGCUGUCUAUUCUGUCUUUAAUCAGGCUACCGAAACUGUUCGUGUUAUGUUCCUUGAAUAUGUGCCAGGACGUGUUUCACCCAGCGAGGUGGCACGAUGUGUUGAUCGUUUGCUGCCUGAAUUGCUGGCCAAAUCUGGUGAUCCAUCUGCCAGGCUACAUACAUUGGCUCAGCAUACUAUAUUAAGUAUAGCAGCCUGUCCCGAAGUGGCCGAACAGCAUUUGGUGGCUCCAGCUCUUUCACGAAGCGUUGGCUCAGGCACCCAUCAGCGUCUGGCCAUGAGCCGUUUGCAGAUGUUAGAGCAGCUAGUCAAUACUCAAGGUAUCAGCACCGAUAAGCACAGUGGUCUUACAUGUCGGGCUCUGUCAGAAUGCGGCUGUUCGGGCAUUCAUCAUCCUGCGGAACCCGUGCGAAAAGUUGCUGAGCGUAUAAUCCUAAUUGUCUAUAAAAUGAAUCCUCGAUUAGUGCGCAAACAAUUGCCUCCCGAUGAUGAUAUCACUCGUCGCAAUCUGCUGUAUCGUCAACUCUUCACCGAAUUUGAUAAAAUCGAUUUGGAACGCAAGCAGGAACUAAUGGAAGAAUCCAAUAAAUAUGUUGUAGCUGUUGGCCAUAGUUCAAGUGAUGCAACUACCAGCCAUAUGGAUAAGGCCAGUACCAGUUCAGAUGCCUCGCGAUUAAUGAUGAAAAGCAAAAGUGGGCAUGGUCCUGGUCUUGCCUCUAGCAAUGGUUACAACAGUUGCAAUGGCAAACAGCAAUAUAAUGAGCAAUUAAAACGUUCCAUGCUUUCCGCCUCCAAUUCGAGAAAAGGUUCUGCCUCAAAUUCAGAGUCCACGGAGGAUAACACACCGAAAAUACAUUGCCCCUUUUGCGAUUGGUCUUGUUCUGGCAACGAUGCUAGUCAAUUGGAUCGUCACUAUUGGAAGACAUGCCCAUUUCUCACCAAGUGCCCACAAUGCAGCCAAGUGCUGGAGGUAGCUGCCCUGAAUUAUCAUUUGACUACUGAAUGUGAUGCUAAGGAUAGCUAUGUCGUCUGCACCCGCUGCACAGAGUCUGUGCAUAAGCAGCUCUAUGAACUACAUCAAAUGGAAGACUACUGUCGUGAGCUUAAAACUGGCGCCGCCCGUUGUCCCCUGUGUCAUGAUGAUGUUCAUUUACCUCAGGAUGGUGGCUGGAAAUUGCAUCUAUUAAGUACUGGCGGUUGUCCAGGCAAUACACGUAAAAAGAAUAUGAAGAAACCUAAUUAACAAAAGAGAGAAGAAAAAGAAACACAUUAAUCACAAAAUGCGACAUAGUAAUUAGCGCAAUUUGUUAGUGCAAAAUAAUUAUUAUUAUUAGUAAUCAACUAUUGCAGUUGGCCAUAUACAUACAUAGGC
Messenger RNA from Drosophila willistoni, 3191 nucleotides. RefSeq names its product centrosomal protein of 104 kDa. Gene Ontology annotation, cellular component: cilium. The record is from RefSeq and is a predicted model, not a curated record. The coding region runs from base 180 to 3062 and encodes 960 amino acids. The transcript has 8 exons. Lineage: Eukaryota; Metazoa; Arthropoda; Insecta; Diptera; Drosophilidae.